This is a messenger RNA of Ilyonectria robusta, 1224 nucleotides long. RefSeq lists its product as uncharacterized. NCBI's taxonomy places the organism in Eukaryota, Fungi, Ascomycota, Sordariomycetes, Hypocreales, Nectriaceae. The transcript has 3 exons. The record is from RefSeq and is a predicted model, not a curated record. The coding region runs from base 1 to 1224 and encodes 407 amino acids.
AUGCAAUUGGGAUCGCGACACAGCGAUGCUACGAACGAAAACGACGAGCGUACGCCGAGAGAUACUGAGACACUACUUGUAUCUCCGGAAUCGCUACGACCGAGUCACAUUUCUACUUCCUCUCGCACCACUGCACCGCCAAUCAAAGACCAGGAUCAACGCCUACCGCCAUCCGCAAAAUCACCGAGCUGGAUUCGGUCUUGGGACCUAGAAGUCAUUGCUGUAUUAACGAGCAUCUCUGCCCUCAUCGCACUCGUCGUUGUUCUUGCUGUCGAGAACGACAAACCGCUUUCAACAUGGCCCCUGCCAAUUUCGCUCAACACGGUCGUCUCUCUCUUGGCCAGAAAUAGGCAUUGGGUAUCUUUUGGCGCUGCCGUCACUCUGGGCCUGCUUGUUCUCGACCCUUUCAUACAAGGUGUAAUCAGUUACGAAGGCGACAACAGCACGGUGACAGACACCGCCGCGUCUAUUCUACGAGCUUCAACGUUGGACAUUGGAUAUGACCAAUUUGUGGGGGCGAUUACGAUUGAGUACGAAGGAACCAAGCAACGGCUAAUCUCCACGUCAUAUGAGCGGGUGGCAGACUCAUGGCAGUCGAGCCUUGAAAAUGCCAAGACGUUGAAGGCCGUAGAGGAUGAGGUUGGCAACUCGCUGGCUCCGUUCGCGUUCUUGGACUCUUGCGAUAUCGUGCCUCGAACUGACCUUCAACUGAAGGUUGUCAAUGGAAGUGUCGACCUACCGAACCAAGUCCAGCAGGUCUUCAAUAUCACUCAAAAAUCUAUUCAGUCAACGAUGGCAGGGUUGGAUAGCGUCAUCUCCACCUCAAUCAACAAAGUGUUGUCAAACUCGACAAAUAUCACGGCUUCGUUUGAGAACUCUGCCCGCCUCAUGAGUUACCGGAUGGGCGAAAUAGAUUCUAGUCGUGUUUCAGGCACUGCCGAACAGUGGGUGGUAUACAUCAGGGUUCGAUGGCCAUUCCUCGCCGCACCUAUUGCGAUGGUACUCGGAGGAGUUAUUUUUGCCACUGGUGUCAUUGUGGAAUCCCAGAAGCUCCGCCUCGAUAUCUUCAAGGCCGACCCUCUAAAGAUGUUGGUUUGUGGUCUUGAUGAUGAGACGAGGGGCUUUAUAAAGGUAAAUAAGAUGAGCGAGAAGGACUUGAAGAAGGCAACAAUGGGGUUGAGUAAGGGAGAGGACGGAGUAGAAUUGCACUUGAAAUCCUUAUGA